Molecule: messenger RNA, 3036 nt
Organism: Echinococcus granulosus
Lineage: Eukaryota; Metazoa; Platyhelminthes; Cestoda; Cyclophyllidea; Taeniidae
Exons: 6
Coding region: 1-3036 (1011 amino acids)
Source: RefSeq, a predicted model, not a curated record
AUGUCUUCUUUCGUCCUUGGGGAGUUUCUGGACGCUACGGCUAUUCCGCGUGUCCGUUGGGGCCAGGUGCCUGAUAAAUCCCUUGCAGAUAUGACCUCAACGACGGACACAGAUAAUGACAAAAUUGUAUCAGAGCUAGAUCGUGGAAGUCAAGAGAUCCGGUCCACGAGCACUUCUUCUGCAGAACAAACGCAAAUGCAAGUCGCACGGAAAGAGGGGAGCUCUGGUUUUAUGUUGCUAAGCGUGAAGCAUCUGUCCACUGUAAAGAACAUAGUCAAUACGAACGGUAGAGAGAUGAAUACGUUGGAUGAUUGUUAUGCUGGUAGUUGUAUCGCCAAAACUUCAUCUCUGCAAAUGAACAACAAAACCGUGAAGGGCAAUAGCUUGGAGCUAGGACGGCAUUAUUCAUCUACGAUCUCACUAGAGGCUGAAGAAUAUGACAACGAUGAGGAAGAGGAACUGGAUUCCCAUUCAGAACCACAUCAACUCCUUCAGUCAAAUCCACAAACGGGCUUCCAUCCUCAGUCGUUCGUCAUGCAAAACCCUCCACAAGAUUAUAUUCCUGCUCGGGUUGAGAAUGCGGAAUGUUGCGCCAAUGGUAGUCAACUCGUAGACGGGGUAAAGCCAGUUGUCGUUUCAAAUCUUCAACCAGUCCAGGUGCCCUUAGCGAGUGCUCCAAUACAGACCUCCGUUGCGCAAUCACCUUACGAUAUUCCACCACAAGCUACCAAUGAACAAGUCCCCAAUACAUCCAAUCAUCCAGUGCUCUUUCGUCAGAUAAAUCCGGACGUCGCAUCUGGCGCCUUACCCGAAUCUCCGCUGGCACCAAGCUCUGCAAAUGUUCCCUCAAAUUCCGCUGGCACCCAGGUCCAACAGAGCAUUCACCACCCAGAACUACCUGCUUCUAAGUUUUCUGAUCCAUCGUUUGAUCCGAGCACGUGCCCCGCUGUAGCAUCAGGCAUCGCUGUUGCAUCACAAGUUCCUGGGCCAAAUCAUCCAAAUACGUCGGCAACCUUGUCACAACCACCCACCCAGCGUUUCAUUAAGCAACUCAAUGGUGAGCCUCUGCGCUCCGUUUCUGAUGCUUCCUUUGUAAAUCCUCUAUUACCUUCUCUCAAUGCACCGAUUCAACCGGCGUCACGCUUUCGUAAAGCCCGCAUUCACGAGACCAUUGAGCAGUGGGACUCAAAUCGACUGUCUUUCCAUGACCGUCGUCUCAAAGCUGUGCCAGAUUGGGUCUCUUACCUUAAUAAUAAGUCUAUUGAUACAUCUUUUAACCAUCCACUUGCUCAGCGAGGCCGAUGUCUCUACUGUUAUGUCCCUGGCAGUUUCGGAUCACAAUGUAAUAAUCCUAAACACAAACGAAAUGGCUUUCGUGGAUCUGCGUUGAAGCACCAAAGGCGGGUUCCCUGCUCACUCCCUACCGUGCCAGAGUCUUCGGAGCUUUCCCAUAUUCUUCAUGCGACAUUUGCAGCCUAUCACUCGGCUGCUCAACAGGGCUACAACCUUUCUUCCCUCCUUACCACUUGGAACGCUGGUGAACGGGUCUCCAACCACGCACUGCUAGAACAAGUGAACGGCCCCUCGUUGAGAAACAAUUUGGGUCUCAAGGCGAAUGCCUCCAAUCCCAUACUCCUCUCCGAACAUGUUGAAAUGGCCGCGCACAACUCUACCGAUGUGAAUUCUGUUUUGCCACCUGGGAGCGAGGACUUCGGCACAGAUGGCAUCACCAUGAUUGCUCGGGGCUCUGCUCAUUAUCAGCCACUGCCCACAGUGGUGGACCAACCCCCUCAAACCGGUGCCUCCCCUCCCACAGUGAAUGCGGGGGAAGGCGCUGACGCACACGUCAUCGAUCCGUCAGCCGCCUACCUUCGGCGCCAACUCACAAUCAGCGCAGAGGGAGAAGCCGCACGUUUUGAUGGCGGAGUGCCCCAUUCAUCGCAGCCACCAUCUCUGACUACUGUCUCCGCCGCGGAGCAGCAGGUAGCACCGCCUGCGAGCCCAACCAUGCCUGGCAAGCCGACAUGUGUGGGUCGCCUGCUUGUUGGGCACCGUGAGUGUGCUGAUGCUGCUGCUGCUGCCUCCCCGAGGACGCUGGACAGUGUGCGAUCACUGUCUGGAACGACAAUCGCUUCCGUCCAACUGUCUCCGGACACGGAAAUCUCCGGAAUGGCCAUUCCCAGCGCUUCCGAUCCUUCAGCUCCCGGCCGCUCGGCCCCCUCUGAUGCUCCCAUGUGGGAUGGGCAUAAUAUGCCGAAAGUGCUUGCCUUCUCCGAUCCAACCGGAUUGGGGGGCACCUCAACGUUAUUUGGAGGAGGAGGCCCAGGUGGAGCGGUCUCACAGGCACCGGCGGGGUGCAGUGGCACCAGUGUCGCAACAACCGUUGCUGACACCACUUCCAGCUCCACGGCGACACCAGUUGACCUCUCCGCUGCGGCCAGAAACAUCUUCCAGGUCGCUGCUGCUGCCGCUGCCUGCGUCAACAAUAGCCCCGCGCAGCCCUCACCCCAACCCUCAGGUAUCACACCAUCCACCUCCUCUACCUCUACCUCAGUCUCUGGCAACCUUGAGGCGCAAAUGCCCAAGUGCAUGGACGUAAUUCGGCUGGCGAUCAUGGAGACUCUGCAGGAUCAAUUCGCGCAUCUGAACUCGGAGAACGAGGCUCUGCGUACUGCAAUAAACAAUCUGCAGCACGAAAAUCACCUCCUACAGAGCUACAAGAGGGCCUUCUUUGAUCUGCGUCGUUUCUUCCAGCCCGAUGUUUGGGAACAGAUUGAGCAGCGCGUGCGCGGAGUCGAAGUCGCAGCUGCUGCAGCUGCCUCCACCGAGUCUGCUGGCCAGCAGCUCUUCUUCCCACCAUCCACACAGUCUUCGCAACAAAACUCUGCAUUCCAGACCCAACCUCAACAGCAGUCGCCCUCGCAUCUCCCUCAGGAUGCUCAGCAUCUACCACCGCCUACCUCCAACACAGCCGCCGGUCUACCGCCACCACCGCCACCUCCCCCCCCACCACCUCCACAACACACCGCUCCCUAA